AUGUCUGCUGAUCAUUCGAGGGAUCCUUGUCCUAUUGUGAUUCUUAACGAUUUCGGUGGUGCCUUUGCUAUGGGUGUCAUUGGUGGUUGUGUUUGGCAUGGUAUCAAGGGUUUCCGUAACUCUCCACUAGGUGAAAGAAGAGCUGGUGCUGUCAGUGCAAUUAAGGCCAGAGCACCAGUUGUCGGUGGUAACUUCGGUGUAUGGGGUGGUUUGUUUUCUACUUUUGACUGUGGUGUUAAGGCCGUGAGGAAAAGAGAAGAUCCAUGGAAUGCUAUUAUUGCCGGUUUCUUCACCGGUGGUGCUUUGGCUAUCAGAGGAGGUUGGAAGCAUACCAGAAACUCAGCUAUCACUUGUGCAUGUUUACUUGGUGUCAUUGAAGGUGUUGGUUUGAUGUUCCAAAGAUACGCUGCUUGGCAAGCAAAGCCAAUGGCCCCACCUUUGCCAGAUCAACCAAUGCAAGCUUGA
Kluyveromyces lactis is the source of this 465-nucleotide messenger RNA. RefSeq names its product protein transporter TIM17 (gene TIM17). Gene Ontology annotation, molecular function: transmembrane protein transporter activity. The transcript has a single exon. Gene Ontology annotation, biological process: protein import into mitochondrial matrix. Gene Ontology annotation, cellular component: mitochondrial inner membrane; TIM23 mitochondrial import inner membrane translocase complex. Lineage: Eukaryota; Fungi; Ascomycota; Saccharomycetes; Saccharomycetales; Saccharomycetaceae. The coding region runs from base 1 to 465 and encodes 154 amino acids. The record is from RefSeq and is a predicted model, not a curated record.